Acaromyces ingoldii is the source of this 1014-nucleotide messenger RNA. RefSeq lists its product as hypothetical. The record is from RefSeq and is a predicted model, not a curated record. The transcript is spliced from 3 exons. Bases 1 to 957 code for a protein of 318 amino acids. Gene Ontology annotation, biological process: mRNA processing. NCBI's taxonomy places the organism in Eukaryota, Fungi, Basidiomycota, Exobasidiomycetes, Exobasidiales, Cryptobasidiaceae. Gene Ontology annotation, cellular component: THO complex part of transcription export complex.
AUGGCCUCGCGACCGGCACCGCCGACACCACUGACGGUAGACGAGCAGGACGCGGUGCUGCGUGCGCGGCUGGCCCUCAACGAGCGCAGCCUGCGCGCGCUCCUCAAGCGGCUUCCCCCGGCCCUCGCGCUCGCCGGCGACGAGGGCGACGCGGCCCGGGCCUCGCUGCGGCUCGAUGUCGAGAGCUACGCGACGGGCCUGCGCCGGCUCCGCGGCGUCAGCAGCCGCACGACGCGCGACGAGGUGCGCCUCUAUACUGGCGAGGUGCAGCGGAUGGAGGCAGAGCACGAGCAGACGAAGCGCGACAUUGAGCUGCUCAAGCACGAGCUCGCGGCCGUGCAGCAGGAGCGCAAGAACAAGCUCGAGUACGAUGCGCUGGCGAGCGAGAUCAAGCGCUACGACGCCCGGGGCCAGCUGCAGACAUCACUCGAGGGGCUGGAGAGGGACAUCGAGGAGCUCGAGGGCGAGCGCGUCAAGUACGACGAGGUCAUGGCGCGCAGCCAGGCGCGCUUCGGCAGCAUCGAGGAGCAGCUCCAGGCGCUGCGCGCCGACGUCGGCUUCGAGGUCGGCGAGCGGGAGCGGCAGGAGGUGCAGCGUGCAGGCGAAGACGCGGGCGACGUGGGGACAUCAGCGGCGGCAGCUUCAGACGCAGCAGCAGCAGCAGCAGCAGCAUCAGGAGCAGGGCCAAAGCUCAACCCGGCUGCCGCCGCAUUCAGGCCAGCCUCGUCGGGGCACGGCCAGGGCGCCACGCCGCCAGAGUCCAAGGCGAGCAGCCGCGCGUCGUCGCCGGCGAGGACACGCAAGCGAAAUCGCGCAUCUCGGCGAGCAGGCGCACAGGAGGACGACGAGGAAGACGACGAGGAGCGGGGGUCCAAGCGGCGCGGCAUGGAGGCGGGCGAGACGAGCGACGUUGAUGACGAGGAAGAGGAGGAGGAGGAGGAGGAAGGCGCCGCUUGACUUGCUUGCUUCUCAUAGACGUGCCAUUGCCAUUGUAAUUGUAUGCGCAUCAGCCAG